AUGAUAUUGCUUGCUGGGAUAUCAUCCAAUUUAUGUUCAACAGAAGGCGUGGAACUUGACCGUAUUAGUACAGGCGAACAAUGCAAUGAUCAGAAGGAUCCUGACCAACCCAAAUGUGACCCGAUUUCUGAUUGGCAUCACUGCCAUGCAUUCCGUGACCUACUUCUUCUUGAGAACCAACUACCAUUUUCCAUUGUGAAGAGAAUAUAUGGGUUACUUGUGGGAGAAGAUGCUCCAGAUCUACUUACCGAGAAGAUUGGUGAAUAUUUAGAACUUAAUAUUCAGAAGUACACAACAGUUGCUCGUAAAUUUGAUGGGCAAAAAGACUUCCACCACUUGCUCCAGUUGUGUCAUAUGUACUUCCGACCUCAACAAAGGAUUCAACCAGAGCAACAUUUUCAAAUUAGAAACAGAUGGUUGCAUCCUCUCACUACUUUGUGGCGCACAUAUCUCAACCGGAGUUAUUUCGAAGACUUGUCUACCAAUCAGCAGACAACUCAUGUAAGUUCUUGUCAGACACUGAAUCGGUGGCGACGAGCAAAACAAUAUCAUGAAGCUGGAAUUGAGUUUAAGAGCAAAGAGCACAACAAACACAACCCACCAUCUCUUUUGGACAUAACUUUUGACAAGGGUCAGGUGCAAAUUCCAUGCUUGCUUAUUGAUGAAAAUACCAUUUGCCUCUUCAGGAACUUGGUUGCACUUGAGCAAACAUGCUCGCAGUUUGGAAAUGAUGUCACUGCCUAUAUCGCUUUUAUUUCCCAGCUUGUUAGUACACCAUGUGAUGUUGCACUGCUUGCUCGCAAAGGAAUAAUCCUGCACCACUUGCGCACCGAUGAAGAAGUGUCAACUCUUUUCAGUAGGCUGGGAAAGAAUGUGGACUUUGAUCAGAAUGGUGCACACUAUCUUAAAUCGGUUUGCUGUAUGAUGGAAGAUUAUUAUCAGAAUCGCGUAAAUAGAUGGAUGGCCUGGUUGUGGCAUAACCAUCUCAGGAAUCCGUGGUUGGUCUUGGCAGUUGUAGCAGCAGCUCUUGUUCUUCUCUGCACGGUUAUCCAAUCAUUGUUAGCCUUGCUUGCGUAUUUGGAUCAAACAACAGAUAACAGUUAG
Messenger RNA from Triticum turgidum subsp. durum (durum wheat), 1104 nucleotides. Lineage: Eukaryota; Viridiplantae; Streptophyta; Magnoliopsida; Poales; Poaceae. The record is from the annotation of a GenBank genome assembly.